AUGGACGGAAAUAUUGAUGGAUUGUCGGGUAAAGGCUCUACGUUGCAAGAUCCAACUUCUUAUAUUAAAGUUGAUUUGAAACACAUACAAAUUCUUCCUUCAAAUGAAUUUAUCAACUCAACAAAAGAGACCAAGCUUGCAUUUCUGUUUCGUUAUACUUCUCAUUUAAUUUCAAUUAGCUUGAAUAAUAUGGAAUACGAAAUUACUAUUCCAUUGAAUCAAAUUGUUGUAAUGAAGAUUACAAAGGAUCAAGAGAUUGCUAUAGAGCUCAAGCGAAAUUUCAAAAAAUCGCACUAUCAUUACUCUAAAGGGAAUGGAAAUCCUCCAAUAAUAACAAUAUGCUCGGAUCCGACUAACGGAAAACUAAAUGAUGCAGUUUAUAUUCUUUUUAAACCAAUGCAUUGGGUGGAGAACAAUACCCUUUUGAUGGUUGAAGCUGGAAUGCAAAGAUUACGGUUUAAUUUGGCUAGAGUAACUGAUGAUGGAUUUCCAGGAAGUAGUUCGAGGGUAAAGCAAGAUUUACUUAUCAGUUCAAGUGGAAGUUUGGCGGACUCGCAAACACAGCCACCAGUUUCGCAGCCACGAGUCAUGGAAGAUCUACUUUCUUUCACCGAAAGUGAGCCUGGAGUACUUUAUCCUGUUGUAAAUAGCACAUCCACGGUUCAUGAUAAUGAGGUCACAGAGUUCUAUAUCACAUGCGUGUUUCUAACUGAAAGACGCGCAAUACUUUUUUCUCAAGAAGGUUCCUUCAAUCAAUUCAUUGAACACGUUCAACAACGUUUUGGAUCAUCAUUCAAUAAUAUUUAUUAUAAAAAUAAAGUGGAUGAAAUGAUUUCUCUUAAAGAUGAUGAAGAUUGGGAUGUCGCGAAGUGGGAAGCAGAAAUGGAAGGCACAAUAAGACUGAAUAUCUAUAUGGGGUGA
This is a messenger RNA of Dentiscutata erythropus, 921 nucleotides long. Lineage: Eukaryota; Fungi; Glomeromycota; Glomeromycetes; Diversisporales; Gigasporaceae. The record is from the annotation of a GenBank genome assembly.